AUGGCACCACGAAGAUUCCAAGCCGAACAGACCGAUGCGAGCCCUUUGGCUCAGCCGCUCAAGUUUGAGUUUAGCGGCCAGACCGCUAAGAACAGGCUGAUGAAGGCUGCCAUGACUGAACGUCUGUCAACAUGGGAUCCCAAGGUUCUAGAGAAUCGAGGCGUUCCUACACCAGAGCUCAUCAACGUUUACCGACGAUGGGGAGAAGGAGAUUUUGGUGUUAUCCUGACAGGAAACGUCAUGGUGGAAUAUGACCAUCUCGAGGCUGCCGGAAACCCCAUCGUUCCUCGUGAUGCCCCCAUGUCUGGCGAGCGGUUCGAGGCGUUCAAGGAGAUGGCUACUGUUGGCAAGAAGAACGGAAGCUUGAUGGUUGCGCAGGUCAGCCAUCCUGGACGCCAGGUUGCUGAUAACAUUCAGAAGAACCCCAUUUCUGCUAGUGAUGUGCAGCUUGAGGGUGAGGUUAUGGGUAUGCACUUUGCUAAGCCCAAGCCCAUGGAUGAGCAGGAUUUCAAGAAUGUUAUCGAGGGAUUUGCUCAUGCUGCUGAGUUCCUCUACAAGGCGGGCUAUAACGGCGUCCAAUUACACGGAGCACAUGGUUAUCUCCUAGCACAAUUCCUCUCUCCAACAACAAACAAGCGAACAGACAAGUACGGUGGCUCAAUCGAAAACCGUGCUCGCAUCAUCUUCGAGAUCGCAGACGCCAUCCGCGCUCGUGUGCCUGACAAGGCAUUCGGACUAUCUAUCAAGGUCAACAGCGUUGAGUUCCAAGAAGGCGGAUUCUCCACAGAAGACUGCAAGGCUCUGUGCCGCCAACUCGAGGAGCAUGGCUUUGACUUUGUCGAGCUAUCCGGAGGAACGUACCAGAGCCUUGCCUUUUCUCACAAACGCGAAAGCACCAAGAAGCGAGAGGCUUUCUUCCUCGACUUUGCCGAGAUGAUUAUUCCUGAGCUUAAGCAGACCAAGGCUUAUGUCACCGGCGGUCUAAGGACGGUCCAUGCCAUGGUCGAGGCCCUCCAAACUGUUCAUGGUAUUGGUCUGGCCCGUCCUGUCACGAAUGAGUUCGAUCUGCCUGCCAAGCUCAUCAAGGGCGAGGCCAACGCUGCCAUCUAUACUCUCCUUGAUGAGCAAAACUUUGGCAUCACAAACGUUGCCGCCGGUACACAAAUCCGAUUGGUGGGAAAGGACAAGCAGCCUCUUGACUUGAGUCGUGAGGACCAUAAGAAGGUUUUCGAGGAAUCGAUGCAGAAGUGGGGUGAGGCUAUGGCCAAUAAUGAGGACCAGUCCAAGUAUGGAUAUAUUGACGUUGAGGGCACUAAGCUGGAGCCCUUUGGCGAGGCAUAUGCGGCCGCUUAA
This is a messenger RNA of Fusarium coffeatum, 1353 nucleotides long. RefSeq lists its product as uncharacterized. The transcript is spliced from 3 exons. Bases 1 to 1353 code for a protein of 450 amino acids. The record is from RefSeq and is a predicted model, not a curated record. Lineage: Eukaryota; Fungi; Ascomycota; Sordariomycetes; Hypocreales; Nectriaceae. Gene Ontology annotation, molecular function: oxidoreductase activity; FMN binding.